Babesia microti strain RI is the source of this 3195-nucleotide messenger RNA. Its product is annotated as Translation initiation factor IF-2. The transcript has 4 exons. NCBI's taxonomy places the organism in Eukaryota, Apicomplexa, Aconoidasida, Piroplasmida, Babesiidae. The record is from RefSeq and is a predicted model, not a curated record. Bases 1 to 3195 code for a protein of 1064 amino acids. Gene Ontology annotation, molecular function: GTP binding; GTPase activity.
AUGCCUAAUUCUCUACCCCUAUCCAAUAACACCCGUCCAAAUCACCGUCAACAAUCCUACAUUGAUACACUCUGCCGUUUUAUAUCCUACUUGUCAAUUUUCGUAUCUUUCGCCAGACAGACCCACACACUUGCUCAGUCACCACCGCUCCCUGCUUUUACACUCAGGAUUCCUGGAUUUAUCUCUCCAUUCCAGGUGCCAUUGGUCCAUAAUGAACCUCUACUCGCCAAUAAAAACCUCCCAACCACUCAACUGACCUCGACGUCCAGACUGACCUGGACCCCCAGCCUAAACACGCGUAACACGGGCGACCAUAACAGAUGGCGCUCGUUACACUCUGCACAAUUACCCCCCGUAGAUUCAAAAUACCGCGUCCUACGCCACCCCGAGGCUGCCAAAGACCAGGCCCCGACAAAUAGCCAUACAGGCGGUAACCACCAAGACAACAGACGCGGAAACGCUGAAAAGUGGCUGUCGCUCGCCCAAAAUAUAAUACCUGCCCGUGUAAAUACCACAUACAACAAGGGCGCGUAUGUUACCGGGCCUAUACAUGCGGGGCUAGUCUACGACGCUGUCAUAACAAAGUUUCUAAACUACAAACACGCCCUGGUCUCGAUCGUUUCAAAUGAUGCCAAAUGUAUCCUCAUAAAUGACGUCCUAUGGAAUGAAAACACCCAUUAUACAUACCCAAAUCUUUUUUCUCAACGCGCAAGCGCCAUACUAGGGGCCUGGGCUCAUUUGGGAAGACGCCGUGUGCUCCCCAUUAGGACAAUCUCCCCACUUUCGUACGAUGUAAAACAACGACCAUACGUCACAAUCGCACUGGACAGGACUCCAGACUACUAUCCCCCGCUGACUCGGGGAAUGAUCGUCAACGGAAUUCCUGUCUGCCGACACGGUGACUCCAUCGUUUUUAGGUCCCUGCAUGGGAACUACCACCUGGACAUGUUUCUCUCCCGAUGCACUUUAGACAACAAAUUCAGCAUGGACGCUGGCAUAGAAGAGCUCUUUUUGCCUGGAGAAGUGGUUGAACUGGAGGUUCUAUCCCCUCCAAGGCUGCCUUACAUCUCAUCCUUUUUGGCGAGGCUGCCCCUCAAUUCUCCCGUACGAAACAGAUGGGCUGAGAUAUUUCCCAUGCACAGGGAGGCUUUUCUCGGACCUAAGAUGUCUUUACGCCGCAGGGUCCCACGGAAUAGGCCAUUUGCCGCUACCCACUCGCCUCCUCGCUUUCCAUUUGACGUCAGUGACAGUGGCAAGUACAUGGUCAAGGGGGUCAGUGACAGUGGCAAGUACAUGGUCAAGGGGGUCAGUGACAGUGGCAAGUACGUGGCCAAGGGAGUUAAUGACGCUGACAGGUACAUGGUCAAGGGGGUCAGUGACAGUGGCAAGUACGUGGCCAAGGGAGUUAAUGACGCUGACAGGUACAUGGUCAAGGGGGUCAGUGACAGUGGCAAGUACAUGUCCAAGGGAGUCAAUGACGCUGACAAGGCCCUGAAAACUCGCCCCCCAGUCGUCAUGCCGACAGAGAGCGUGACGCUGAGGGAUUUCCUAAAGAGUGUGAACGGGAGGAUGGAUAUGGUUUCCAAGUACGUGUUCAUGAAGACACGCCGGCGUAUUGGCGCAGACUGCUUAAUAUCUCCAAAUAUGGCCAAAAGCUUUUACAACGUCAUUUCGCAGUCACAGAAAUUCACAGACAUCGACGGGGCCCUGGAGGCCACUGAAUUACGCGCCUUAACAAACACAGGACCCAAAAAAUACCACACGGUCGUCCUAAUCGGAUCUGCCAUCAGCGGCAAGACAGAGCUCUUCCGUUCACUAUGCGCCCACGCCCAAAGUGCCACACGAGGGGCUGCAGACGGUACCCCCACGGGGCACGAGUUUGGGCUGGCCAGCGUAGAGACUGGGGGACGCAGGUACUUGCUUUUCGAUGCCCCGGGACAUCCGGCUUUCGCCAAGAUGACGGAAGGCCUACUUGGUGCCUCGGACAUUGCAGUCGCCGUGGUCUCCGCGAAGGAGGGCCUCCAAGAAGCCAUGCAGAGACAAAUACAGCGAUGCGUUAACUUAAAACUACCGCUGGUGGUUUGUGUCACUGAUUGUAGCGAUUGUGAUAGGGGCCUGGAGGAUAUCACAUUGGGCCUUUCUGUAGCAGGCGUAACACUGCAACCACUUGGCCCUACCCAGCUGAUACAAAUGCAGUCCCAGCCGUCUCCCCAGUCCAUAUACGAGGCCCUGUCUACAAUGCCUUUGCCAGAGGCCGAGGCUCUUGCUGGAGGUGGCGUGGUAAUAGAUUCUGGCGUUGCCAGAGGUGUGGGCAGGUACGCCCUGGCCGUGUUGCAGGAGGAGUUGGAGAGGAGGGACUUCAUAAUAUACAGCGGGCAAAGCAUCGUAGCCAAAAGGCUUUUCGGAUUGGACCUCAAGCCCAUAGCUGCCUCUAACCCGGGAGACGCUGUUUACAUAGCUGGAUUGGACUGUCUUAUCCCCCCGGGCACGGCGUUCGUCAGGGCGUCCAAUGAGCAGGACGCCAGGGAAAUUUGCGCGCUGAUGCCCCAGGGAUGUCAGGCUAUGCCGUCCGAAGAAUUUUCCCCGCAGGGGAGGCGAGGCCUAGUACCUGCAGUGGUCAAGAGCCAUUCCUUGGGCACAGCCGAGGCGAUCUCUACGUCUCUGAGGGGGCUUUUAGUUGAAGAUACACCGAGUGACGUCAGAUACGGGCCCGUGACGGCAGCGCCCGGGGUGAUGACGAGCGGAGACAUCCACAGGGCAUCACCAAACGGAAUAAUUUUCCUGUACGGUAUGGGAUGCCCAAAGGACCUUCUUGCGGCUGCUAGCAGGCGGGGCGUUAGCAUAAUUUCGUGCAGUUCUAUGGAUGAAAUUUUGUCCCUGGGCAUGGGUGAGCUUGAGCGCCGGCGCAGCGCCAAGCCCUUGGGUGGGGUUUUGACGGGAACCGCCAUUGUUGGCAAGGUUUUUGGCGCCGUGAAGGACAAGAAAGCAGCGGGAUUCACAGUUCAGAGCGGCAAGAUUUUGGGCGGUUCCCCCGCCAGAGUAAUUCGUAACGGUGAGGUGAUUUUUGUUGGACAGAUUGCAUCGCUGAGGCACACCAGGAGCGAGGUUUCCACUGUUUCCGACACGGGAGGGCUAACACUUGCGGGUUUUGACGACUUUAUGGUUGGAGACACCCUCGAAUGUUACUCUCGCUAG